Haliotis rubra (blacklip abalone) is the source of this 2755-nucleotide messenger RNA. RefSeq lists its product as uncharacterized. Lineage: Eukaryota; Metazoa; Mollusca; Gastropoda; Lepetellida; Haliotidae. The record is from RefSeq and is a predicted model, not a curated record. Gene Ontology annotation, molecular function: protein binding.
GUGUACACUGUGCAGCUUACCUUUGUUAAGGGGGUGGAACUCGUGGAUAAUCACUUUUAUAGUUGACAGCAAUGUUCUGUGUCCCAAGUACAUGAUCAGCCUAAAGGGAGACAAGAGAUGAAAUCUAAUACAAUAAGUCAUUGCUGAACAAUAAAAACACAUGAUGGUUGACCGAUCAACAAAGUGUAUCAGUGAACUGUUUGGCUUUCUCAAGGAUGUUGAGCAUUGUGAAAAUUGUGAUCCAAAUAGGUGUUCAGAACUCAGAGGUCAAAAUGAAGGCAUUGUCUCAACACCACAGUUCAUCAAAAAGUCGGUUAGUGACACCAAGUUGCUUCAAUCUCAAGCACAAAACCAGCCUCAGAUUGUAAGGAAAUGUAUCUGUCAUCUGAAGCAAGAAAAUACUUUUGCAGUGAAAGGUAACACUGUUUCCCCAAAUCCUACAGUAGGAAAUGGAACCAUGAAUAACCAUGAAACAGAAACUGUCAGUAUUAAAGGAGGGAAGAGUGACACCACUGAUGCCUGUAAAAGUGAUGUGGCGACACCCACAGUCCGAUCUGGUGAGCAGGGGGAGGUAACUUCCACAUCAGGGAUAGAAGAUGUCAGUGUCGACAAACAGAAAAUGGAUUUUUCUGAUGCUGGUUGUCAUGGUAACAUUGUGAAUGGGAUACAUGACGUUUCAGAAGAAGAGGAAGUAUCAAUGAGACCAAAGUUGGUGUCACAGGAACAAGGUCGAACGAAUACACAAGUAGUGUCUGAUAUGUUUAGUUUUCUCCGCACUGACACAGAUACAAGUGAUGAAAGCUCACGUGUACAAGAUCACAUUGCAAAGUUGAGUGAAAUGGUGAAGAAUGAAGAUAUGGUGAAAAAUGCAUCAGUAGAAACUGCUGACAGUGCAUAUUUUGAAAGUGAUGAAGUGAAGCCAUCAGACAUCACAAGUGCAAAUGAUGCAGAAAAGUCAAAUAGUGAUGAAGCAAACAUUCAUGUCGAUAGGGACAAUACAAGUGUGAGUGUUGACAAUAGGAAAAAGGUGACCGAUGAAAAUGUUUUAUCUUCAGAAGUAGAUUGUCAGGGAAAGGCAGAACCCAAUGGCAGCGAUUCCCAAACUGUGACCAAAAUAUUUAAAGACAAAACAGAUGUGAGAGAAAAUGGUUGUGACCACCUAAAUGAGGUUGUCCAGGAAGAGAAUCGGAAUACUUGUGAAGAUAUCGAGGUGAAUGUAUUUGAUGAUUCUAGUGUUAGUGACACAGUUGCAAGGACUGAUGCAGAGACAAGCACUGGUGGUUCAAAGGAUGUAGCUCGGACUGACAAGGUGGCUACAGGCAGUAGCGAGGAUGUUGUUUUACGAAGACGCCAGUCUAGUAAAAAGUCUGAGGGAGAUUAUCACUCAGAUGAUUCAUCAGAUGAAGAUACAGGGAUCUAUGCUGAAAGUUUCCGCAACUCUAAGUGGAUACGAAUUGAUGAAGAUGAAGAGAUGGGUGACAUGAAGUUUGCGACAUUACCUGCACCGCGGAAGAAGCUGGUGAAGGGGGUGGUGGAUGGAAGGUCAGCCAGUACUUCAGAUGAUGUCUUCACUGAGGGCCACGGGUCUCCACCACUGGUGAGGUCACACAAGAGGUCAGACUCCUCCACAACCACAUUAUCAGAGUCGGAGUUCAAGCGUCAGUAUACAUCGCGGAGGAAGUGUCUGAUCCAGCGCGAUGACAGCCAGCAGGAGUAUCACCGCUUGUCUCAUCGCUUCUAUGAUCAAGAGAAAGUGGUCAUUAUUGAAAAACAGGAUUCUGAGAGCGGACAAGAUUUUGGUCUUCACAUCCUGGACUGUCAGCCAGCCUACAUCACGUCCAUCGACCCAGGAAGCCCAGCAGAAAGGUCAGGGGUUAAAGAGGGUCAGAUUCUUAUCUCGGUCAAUGGCGUCAACGUCCUUGAGGCCUCGCAUGAUGAGAUCGUCAAACUCAUGCAACAAAACCCGGCCAUCAUCAAGCUGGAGGUGGCCUACAGUGACUUCCAGCCUGUCAGAGACCUACAGGCCAGUGUCAUCGGCUGUAUGUACAAGCUGGGCAAUUCCGCUCUCAUGAAGACGUGGAAGAAGCGUUUUUUUGUCCUACGUCAAGACAACUGUCUUUACUAUUAUAAAAAUGAGCAGGAGCAGAUUCCCCUUGGAGCUGUCCCCAUGGCAGGCUACAGCAUCUCUCGCUACAUUGACACCAACAAGGACUUCUGCUUCAAAGCGGACAAGUAUGGUGCGCGGUCGUACUACUUCAUGACCGACAGCAGGGAUGAGAUGACACAGUGGGUGGGCAAGAUGACUGAAGCGUCUGCUAGGUCAAAGAAGAGGAAGGACUCGUGGCUUGAUGUGAGUAGCCACAACGUUGGUCUGCCGGCCCUGGAGAUCCGUCGCCCAGAGUCUACUGGCUACCUGACCAAGAUGGGGCGACAGAGGAAGGUGUGGAAGAAGCGUUACUGUGUGCUGAAGGAUGCCUGCAUCUACUACUAUAAGCUAAUGUCGUCCCAUAGUGCACAGGGCGUGGCUCAUCUCCAUGGUUACACAGUAGACGUGAAUGGCCUUCCUGGAAGGCGAUACAGCUUUGUGCUCAAACCACCAGAACAAGGAAUGAGGACAUUUUAUUUCUGUGCUGAGAAUGAAACAGACAAGGCACGGUGGGUGGAAUCAAUGAAGCGUUCUAUCCAGCGAUGGGUGAAGGUGGACAGCAAAUGAGGAUAUCAGAUUACCCCAGCCUUCAAGGAAACAGGAUCACUA